AUGGCUCCCCUUUCUUCCGCCGAGGGCUCCUCCGCCCCGCUCGCCGACUACUUCUUCAUAUCUGGUAUCGAGAGCUCGCAGGUCUACGACGAGCGCCUCCAGCCGAGCGGCGUCGUCUCCCCGCUUGCGUCCCCACCAGUCGAUGAGACGAUCGAAGAGGACCGCGCCCUCGAGACCGAUUCGAUUCGCCCAACAUCACAGGACGGCCUGCCCAAUGGCGGCAGCACCCACCGGCGGUCCGGACAGCGCAUGAGCGAGCACCGCCAAUCAAUCGGCACCAUCACUGGCAUCGACAGCAAACCAACGGUGACAGCCAGCAACCGCAGCAGCGCUACCAUCAAAGGCCUGAACCUUGGCGGGCCCGGCCUUAGUGAUGUCGACUUUGAGAAUGCGCUGCGCAAGUUCGCCUCGGAGCGAGACACCUUCCUGGAGGAGAUACAGUUCAGCGCAGGAGUCACGCAGCAGAGCCGCCAAACGCCCACGAGGCCACGCCCAAGACCCCCACGCGUCUCACAGGCACCGAGCGUUAGCGCAGAAGAUGGGAUCGCGAACCUGCGCUCAGGCGUAGGGAGCAUUCGAAGGCGCCUGUCGACCAUGCAGAGCAGUCUGAAAAGGCAGCCUUCGACAGCACGUCAGUCCUCAAUACGAACGUCCAAGCGCAUGUCAGGCUACAAUUCGGUGAUUCCAGCGCCGCAACCGUUCAAUCCAGAGCCCAACAUGCACCCGCUCUUGCGCCGCUAUGAGCCCGUGCUACUGGACCGCUAUCCGCCCAGGAACAUGGUCGAGGAGCUCAAGCGACGAAAUCCCUUCCCGGACUAUGUGCCCAUGUUCGCUUUCCCAGAUGAUGUCAGCGUGGUUUCCUCUGACGAGCGACCGAAGACGCAAUGGCAUGGUUUCGCCAUGACCAAUGGCGACAGCUCCAAGCUCUACGGUAUCACCAUGGUUGUCUGGUUGCCACUGAACGCCACUGCAGCAGAAGGACUCGAGCGUCAGUGUGAAGAAUGGAGAAGAAAUCAUAUGAAUACAGAAGAGAGGGAACUGGCAAGCAGCCUAGGUGAACGUCUCGCACUGGAACGGGCGAAAUUGUCGCAGCUCUUGGCUAAGCUGCCAACCGUCCAGCCGGACUCCGAUGAACGAGACAAUCUAGAUGACGAGAUAGGCGCAGUGGAAGAGAAGAUCCAGCUCAUGACAGACCUUCUUCGACCAGUGAGGCACGGUGCAGCAUCGAAGAUCGAGGGGCUGACCGACGGAGAGACCGGCCUUUGGAUUCCACGUGCUUACGGUGUGAUGGGGAGGGAGGCCAGUCUCACGCCACUGUGGAAAGAAUGGCUAAAGGCGAUUGUCGUCCCCAUGACAAACGGUGCUGUCCUGCGUGUUCCUCCAAGCUCACCACGAGUGGGCAUGUGGCAACCACUCGAACGAUACGUUGUCAACCUCUGCGCAGAGGCUCUUAGUCCGAUUACCUCCAUCACUCAGGUUGAGCUGGCUGUACGUGAGCUUCGAAUGUACGCCCGUAAAGAAGCUCUGAACGAAAUUCCUGGAUCUCGCAACAUCGACCUCUACGCCCUCUUCCGUUGUCUGUCGAUACCGAACAUCGUCACGCUCUUUGAGUACGUCCUCUCCGAGGCAAGGAUCAUCCUUCUUUCAUCUCACACAGCUAUGCUCCACCUCGCAAGCAUGGCCAUCACAAACCUCAUCUACCCGUUUCAGUGGUGCGGCGUCUUCAUUCCCGUCUUGCCAGCCCGUCUUGUGCAAACAAUCGAGGCACCGUGCCCGUACAUCGUAGGCAUUGAGCGACGAUACGAACCUACCGACUACCCAGAUGACGACUUUGUGCUAGUUGAUCUGGACCAGAACUCGAUCGUGUCGAACGGACCUCCGCCCCCGCCUCUGCCUCGCCAGCAGCGCCGAAAGCUCACCUCUCUCCUUCAGCACUCGGCACCGCACCAUAUGCGCUACGGUGUUCCCACUGGACCUCCAGCUUAUGCUGUGGAAGCAUUUCCAUAUGACACCUUCUGUUCAGAGAAUCCAGGUAUCUUUACGCCUAAAGCACACGCAUCGACCGUACAGACCUACGUCGGUCUCAACUCCACAUCGUUUGGCUCUGUUACAGGACCAGCCAGCGGACGUCCACUAAUCUACAACGCAUUUUUGCAAUCAGGUGCCCAUAGUCGUGGCAGCGACAGGCCCUCCACAUCCUCCACGGUCAGGACCUUCUCGAACUCACCACCUUCACCGAAGGUUUCUCCUGUGUCGACGGUCUUUCCACCUAUGCCUAGCACUCCAAUUUCCCGUAGUGAUUCAGGCUACGCGCUGCAGGCGAACCUGCGCGAGAAGCGCUCAGCCCAUUUCGACGCUCAGUCGCGGCGUAGUUCUUCGUUUGGGUUCGAAAAGGUACCACAGACGAGGAGGCCCAGCCAACCGAUGCUGGGCCAUGCGCCGAGCGCUUCAACAUCUUCGUUGAGUCAGGAGUUGCGCGCGGGAUCUUCUUACGCGCCGUCGGUGUACGCUCAAUCCACGCUGGCAGCGUCGACGAUCAUGCCUGGCAUGGCGAUGCAGCCCGUGCGCAGUACGGCGAGUGUGCAGUGGCAGGAAGGCCAUUGUCUGCAGUGGAGGCCGCACGAAGACAAGGCUACCUGCUCCAUCUGUGAGGAAAAGUCGGAUGAAGGGCUGUAUCGAUGCUCUGGAUGCACCACCCAUGCUCACGCAAGGUGCGCCCCUUCAAUCUGCAUUGUCUGCCCUGCGGCUUUUCGACCCGAUCAAGUGCGCGCAUCGUUUGUGCGAUGUUUUGCCAGCCUGCUGUACACUUACCGCCGCUACCUUGUACCGGCGACUGGCGACCGCAAGAAGUCCGGCAUGCACUACCAGUUCAAGAUGGAUGAGUUUAUGAAGAACCAGCCAGCCGAGAACGUGCAGUAUCUGACUACUCUGCAACAAACCCAAGCUUUGAACGAGUUCAUCCAUGAACGCGAGAGCAUCUCCGGCGAGGAUCCUAAGAUCAAGCUCUUUGACGAAGUCAUUCUCGCAAAGAAGAACCGCGGCGCAUCUUCAUACUUUUACAAAAUCAAGGCCGACUUUCUCUCCGACACCAGCGACCAUCUUUGGCGCACCGCACAUGCCAGCCCUCCAACUUCUCGUUUCCCUGGGGAUUAUCGAGCUGUUGUCAGCCGAGGCAAGUCGUCUUUAAACGUUCACGAUCGACAUCUGCUGACUUCCCUCAGUCCCCGCUAAGCUUGACAUUACACUCAUGAAAGAACCGCGCGUCAUCCAAGGCGUGCCUCGACCUCAAAACGCGAAAGCACGACGAAAGCCGAUCCCCUCUAUGCUCUCAAACGGCUUCCCUGCAUCAUGA
Ascochyta rabiei is the source of this 3352-nucleotide messenger RNA. RefSeq lists its product as uncharacterized. Gene Ontology annotation, biological process: regulation of Rab protein signal transduction. Lineage: Eukaryota; Fungi; Ascomycota; Dothideomycetes; Pleosporales; Didymellaceae. The transcript has 4 exons. Gene Ontology annotation, cellular component: cytoplasmic vesicle. The record is from RefSeq and is a predicted model, not a curated record. The coding region runs from base 1 to 3231 and encodes 1076 amino acids.